Phymastichus coffea is the source of this 1564-nucleotide messenger RNA. Its product is annotated as putative odorant receptor 85d. Gene Ontology annotation, biological process: sensory perception of smell; detection of chemical stimulus involved in sensory perception of smell. Lineage: Eukaryota; Metazoa; Arthropoda; Insecta; Hymenoptera; Eulophidae. Gene Ontology annotation, cellular component: plasma membrane. The transcript has 6 exons. Gene Ontology annotation, molecular function: olfactory receptor activity; odorant binding. The record is from RefSeq and is a predicted model, not a curated record.
UCGAGAAGCUCGACUAACGAGGGUAAUUCGCGAAAUCACAAGUCAAGAUGACGACUGAACGGGUAGAAAGUUGGCGAAAAGUUGCGAAAGCGAGGCAGCAGUUUGCCCCGGCAGCCACUCAAAAGUUACGAACGCAACGACACGAACGACUUCGAUCGCUGAAAAGUACCGAGUAAAAUGAGCUUUUCGACGCUCGCGAGCGGACUGGCCCGCGGAUGAUUUCCAAUGGCUCCUCGUUUGCCGUUUGCCGUUCGCCGUUCGCCGCGGCAACGUCGAUCGCCUGCUAUUAAUUAAUCUGAAAUAUGCAGGGGGCAAGUAGGCGCGCUCUAUAGGCUGUCAUUUCGAUAAUACGCGCGCGGCUGAAUUAUUGAGCGGCGGCGCGACGCAGUUGUCUAUUUAUGCGAAAAAAAGCCGGCCGGCAGUCGAUGGUGGCAAGCCGAUACAUCUUUGCGACAUGUACUUGGUGCCGUUCGUUUUCCUGAAUUUCAACGGAGCCUGGAGGCCCAACAGCUGGAACUCCAAGCCCCUGAAGUGACUCUACCACUUGUACGCCGGGCUCUGCUGCGCCGUGUACUAUUCGUUCAUGCUGUUCGAGCUGCUGGACAUCUUUUUGACGGCGGAGAACGUGCAGCAGAUGGUCGAGAACAUGAUUCAGCUGCUGAACGUGGUGAACGUGGCUUGGAAGAACCUGUCCUUCAUGACGAACCGGUGAAAGAUCAAGGAGUUGAUCGGGCUGUUCUUGGACGAGCUGGCGGCGCCGCAGACGGCCGAGGAGCGGGAGAUACAGCGGAAAUUCGACACGGAAUCCAGGAGGAACGCGCGAAUACUGUGCAGCGCCUACACCGUGUCCGUGUUCACCUAUGCCUAUAUGCCGUUCUUCGCGUCGGACGUGGAGGACCGCGUGCUGGUCUACCGCGAGUGGCUGCCCUACUCGCUGGACAACGUCCACCGCUACUACUUGACGUACCUGCACCAGAGCGUAGCCGUGACCAUUGCCGCGUUCGGCAACGCCGCCGCCGAGACAAUGGUCAGCGGCUUCAUGAUACAAGGCUGCACCCAGUUCGCGAUACUCGAGGAGCGCUUCCGCCAGCUGAUGCUGGCGUUGGCCGAGAUGCGGGCGAGACGCGCGGCCCUCGCCGACGUUCUGUCGGUCGAGAGGAAGCUGAUGGCCAAACUGAUCGACCAUCACCUGCGCAUUUUCAACAUAUUCGUGCUGUGCGUGUGCACGUACACGCUGGCCUUCAUGGAGGUCGUCAACAGCGACUUUGUCUCGAUCCUGCUGUACUUGUUCUGCAUGUUCAUGCAGAUAUUCCUGUACACCUGGUACGGUAACGAGGUGACUUUGCGGAGCGUCGAGCUGGGAAGCAGCAUACUGCUCUGCGACUGGAGAUCGCUGAGCCCUCGAGGAAUAAAGGACGCGCUGAUCGUGUACGAGCGCACGAAAAAGCCGAUAAUCUUGAGCAGCGGAUACGUCAUUACUCUGUCGAACGUGGCAUUCACGAGUAUCGUCAAGACCUCGUACUCCGUGUUCAACGUUCUAAGAAGGGCACGCGAACGACGUUGA